This is a messenger RNA of Anopheles darlingi, 883 nucleotides long. RefSeq names its product coiled-coil domain-containing protein 134-like. The record is from RefSeq and is a predicted model, not a curated record. Bases 113 to 817 code for a protein of 234 amino acids. Lineage: Eukaryota; Metazoa; Arthropoda; Insecta; Diptera; Culicidae. The transcript has 3 exons.
ACUCACCAAAAGAUGUUGACCGGGAAUAAAAACAAGAAACCGCGUAAUAUUCAACCGGCAUAAGUUAUUUUGUGUAGUUUGUGUGUAAUUAAUUCUGUGAAACUUAUAUAGAAUGUGGAGCAUAUUGUGCAGGCCUUUGGAAGGCUUAACCCUAGCCACAACCCUCGUAGUGCUGACCGGCAUCAUCACCCUGCUUGGAUUGGCCGCGGCAAAAGAUGUGGACCAAGUUCCAAAACUUGAUCUGACGAAAAUAAUGAAUGAUAAAGUUUAUUCUAAGGUGUUCGUUCGCAGGCGCGAGGAGCAUAAGCUGCUGGUGAACCAUCUGCGGUCGAUCGACGAUUAUGCGAAACGCUACAAGCUCAUGAAGCUGGGCCUGGAUGAAAUCAUACGGGUAAUUCGCGAAGAAGGAGGCAAGCUUCGAGGUAAUCAGAUUACGGCAAAAUCUGAGUUUCCGAAGGACCAGGAAUUGAUCACCGCGUUGGCGCAGUUUCUUGAAAACACGUGCCUAUUCGGAGAGAUUGUGCUGCACUUUCCGGACAUGUCCUAUCGUAUUCUGAAGAACGUCACGGAUUGGCGUGAGCUAAUGACCCAAGCGCUUGACUAUACGAAAGCAUUCAAUCAUAUUCUGGACGACAAAUCGAUCGAACUGCUCGGCCUGUUGAAUCAAGAAAUCAACGUAGACCAACGGACGGAUGAGUACGUGAAUCCGUACCGGGAGGUAGAGACGGUCGCGACCGAACCACCGAAGAAGAAAAAGAAAGAUAAAGCGAAACUAAAGAAAGGGCCUUCACUGACACCCUCGAGGAACGAAUUGUGAGACGCGCAACGCAUUGCCUUGACUGUAAAAAGUUGUUCCUUUGUUAUUAAAUAUACUUAAGCGAAA